This is a messenger RNA of Astyanax mexicanus (Mexican tetra), 1148 nucleotides long. It is a transcript of the gene tomt, whose product is annotated as transmembrane O-methyltransferase. The coding region runs from base 190 to 969 and encodes 259 amino acids. Gene Ontology annotation, biological process: catecholamine catabolic process; dopamine metabolic process; developmental process. The transcript has 4 exons. NCBI's taxonomy places the organism in Eukaryota, Metazoa, Chordata, Actinopteri, Characiformes, Acestrorhamphidae. Gene Ontology annotation, molecular function: catechol O-methyltransferase activity. The record is from RefSeq and is a predicted model, not a curated record.
UAAUUUAAAGUGUGAAGCUGAUUGGCUACCAAUUGACCAGUCAUCCUCCCCACCUGUCAUACACACACACACACACACAAACUCGCACACAAACUGAGGAACCAAGGAACCUUCGCUGCUGCUCCUGCUGGUCUUUUUCACGAUCAGCCUCUUGAUCUUUAAAGCUUCCCUUCUACAGCAUUCACAGAUAUGGUCUCUCCAGCCAUUGCUCUGGCCUUCCUACCACUGUUGCUGACGCUGAUCAUCCGGUACCGGUACUACUUUGUGCUGCUGUACCGGGCUGUGUUGGUCCGCUGGGUGCAGGAUUUGGUAACUGGGAUCAGCAGGGAGGAGCGGGUAUACCAGUACAUUCUGACACAUGCCACUCCAGGUGAUCCAGAAAGCGUCCUGGACAGCUUUGAUGACUGGUGCAACAAAGUGGAGUUCAUCAGCCAUAUAGGACCUAAGAAAGGUAUGAUCCUGGACAGGCUGCUGAAGGAGCACUGUCCACUGACGGUGCUGGAGCUGGGGACUCACUGUGGCUACACCGCAGUGCGCAUCGCCCGCUCACUCCCUAUUGGAGCACGACUCUUCUCUGUGGAGAUGGACGAGGGGAAUGCCCGGGUCGCCGAGAAGAUCAUCCGCCUCUCAGGGUUCGACGAUGACGCGGUGGAGCUGAUCGUGCGGCCGUCGGAUGAGGUGAUCCCCAGGCUGCGGGAGGAUUACGGCGUGGAGCGGCUGGACUUCGUCUUCAUGGACCACUGGAAGCGCUGCUACCUGCCUGACCUGCAGAUGCUGGAGGGCAGUGGUCUGCUGGGCGAGGGCUCCGUCAUCCUCGCCGACAACGUCAUCUUCCCCGGAGCUCCUAACUUCCUGCGUCACGCUCGCCGCUCCGGCCUGUACGAGCACCGCGUGCACCGCGCCACCCUCGAGUACAUCCGGGGCAUCCGGGAUGGCAUGGCCGAGCUCAUAUACAGAGGAGCAAAGUGACGGACCAGAACCACACAAAAAUUCAACUAGACUUCAUCAGUUUCAUUUUAAAUUCUUGUUAUUUUUUAUUCAUUCUUGUGACUGUUGUACCUUUUGUUUGUUCUCGGCCAAAAGUAAAUAAAUGAACAGAACAGGAAGAGGACAUAGUUAAACUAAUCAAUCGAAGUAUAACUGUGUCC